AUGCCUCCUGGUUCGUUUGAAGCUCCCUCCGCCUCGCCCCCGUCUCUCGAUCUGCCGCUCGCGACGACUAACUAUAUUCCUAGACCCGUCAUUGUCGCCGAGGACAUGAUUGGUGUUGCUAUGUACGAGUUGGUUAGAGUCAGUCACGAUAACCUAGUCGGUGAAGUCAUUCGAAUCAACGGCGACCAAGCAACCAUUCAGGUCUACGAGGAGACUGCUGGUGUCACGGUCGGUGACCCCGUCUACCGUACCGGAAAGCCCCUCUCCGUCGAGCUUGGCCCCGGUCUGCUCAACGGUAUCUACGACGGUAUCCAGAGACCUCUCGAGAAGAUCAGCGACAUCUCCAAGACCAUUUACAUCCCCCGUGGUAUCGCCGUCCCCGCCCUCGACCGCACAAAGAAGUGGGAUUUCGAGCCCACCGCCAAGGUUGGCGACCACAUCUCGGGCGGUGACGUCUGGGGUACCGUCAACGAGAACUCGUUUAUCUCUGUCCACCGGAUUUUGCUCCCGCCCCGUGCUCGCGGUACCAUUACCAAGAUUGCCAGCAAGGGCCAAUACACUGUCGCGGAGCCCCUCCUCGAGGUCGAGUUCGAUGGCAAGAAGACCGAGUACCCCAUGAUGCAGACCUGGCCUGUGCGAGUGCCUCGCCCAACUACCGAGAAGCUGCAGGCAAGCGAGCCCUUCGUCGUCGGCCAGAGAGUGCUGGACGCCCUUUUCCCUAGUGUUCAGGGUGGUACCGUCGCCAUUCCUGGUGCUUUCGGUUGCGGAAAGACUGUCAUUAGUCAGUCUGUGUCCAAGUUCUCCAACAGCGAUGUCAUUGUCUACGUCGGUUGUGGUGAGCGCGGAAACGAGAUGGCUGAAGUCUUGAAGGAUUUCCCCGAGCUUACCAUCGAGGUCGACGGCCGCAAGGAACCCAUCAUGAAGCGCACUACGCUCAUCGCCAACACCUCCAACAUGCCCGUCGCUGCUCGUGAGGCUUCUAUUUACACCGGUAUCACCGUAGCCGAGUACUUCCGUGACCAGGGCCUCGACGUUGCCAUGAUGGCCGACUCCUCGUCGCGUUGGGCUGAGGCUCUUCGUGAAAUCUCCGGACGUUUGGGAGAGAUGCCUGCUGAUCAAGGUUUCCCCGCCUACCUCGGUGCCAAGCUCGCCAGUUUCUACGAGCGUGCCGGUCGCGUCAAGUCUCUUGGCUCGCCCGAGCGAUUGGGCAGUGUCAGCAUUGUCGGUGCCGUCAGCCCCCCUGGUGGUGAUUUCUCCGAUCCUGUCACCACUUCCACCCUUGGUAUCGUGCAGGUCUUCUGGGGUCUCGACAAGAAGCUCGCCCAGCGCAAGCACUUCCCCUCCAUCAACACCUCGCUCAGUUACAGCAAGUACACCACGGUCCUUGAUAAGUGGUACGAGAAGGACUACCCUGACUUCCCCCGUUUGCGUGACCGUAUCAAGCAGCUCCUGUCCGACUCCGAAGAGCUCGACCAGGUCGUGCAGCUGGUCGGAAAGAGUGCGCUGUCCGACCCCGACAAAAUUACUUUGGAUAUCGCCGCGCUGUUGAAGGAGGAUUUCUUGCAGCAAAACGGUUACUCAGACUACGACCAGUUCUGCCCGCUGUGGAAGACUGAGUGGAUGAUGAAGCUCAUGGUUGGUUUCCAUGACGAGGCACAAAAGGCCGUUGCCCAGGGCCAGAGCUGGGCCAAGGUUCGCGAAGCUACUGGAGACCUGCAGGCCAAGCUUCGUCAACUCAAGUUUGAGGUUCCCGAUGAUGGCCAGGAUGUCAUUACUAAGAAGUACGAGGACAUCCAGCAGGAGAUGCUGGACAAGUUUGCUUCCGUUGUUGACGAGUAA
Molecule: messenger RNA, 1839 nt
Organism: Colletotrichum spaethianum
Lineage: Eukaryota; Fungi; Ascomycota; Sordariomycetes; Glomerellales; Glomerellaceae
Product: V-type proton ATPase proteolipid subunit
Exons: 5
Coding region: 1-1839 (612 amino acids)
Biological process (GO): ATP metabolic process; proton transmembrane transport
Cellular component (GO): proton-transporting V-type ATPase, V1 domain; fungal-type vacuole membrane
Molecular function (GO): ATP hydrolysis activity; ATP binding; proton-transporting ATPase activity, rotational mechanism
Source: RefSeq, a predicted model, not a curated record